Molecule: messenger RNA, 756 nt
Organism: Penicillium manginii
Lineage: Eukaryota; Fungi; Ascomycota; Eurotiomycetes; Eurotiales; Aspergillaceae
Product: alpha/beta hydrolase
Exons: 2
Coding region: 1-756 (251 amino acids)
Source: RefSeq, a predicted model, not a curated record
AUGUCCCAACCAACUCUCCUGAUCAUUCCGGGCUCCUUUUCGCCCCCAGCCCUUUACAAAAACCUCGUUGACAAUCUCCGAUCGCUCGGUUUCGAAACAAUCGUCGAACCCCUCCAAUCUGCCAUUCGAAAGGAGUCUCCGCCAUCGUCUUCAAUGUACGACGACGCAUCCCACUUUCGCAACGUGAUCACCAACCUAGCUGAUCAGGGAAAAGACAUCGUUCUUAUCCCCCAUUCAUACGGCGGAAUCGUCGCCAACGAAAGCGCAAAAGGACUUCUUAAGUCCGAUCGAUCGAAAGCCGGAAAGACAGGAGGAAUCGUGGAAAUAAUCAACAUCAGCACUCUCACUCCCGCAGUGGGCCAAUCUGGUCUCGACGUUGCGGGAAAACUCGGUCUUGACCAAUUCCCCGUCGAGGGCGAAUACAUGGUCCUCGAAGACGAGGGAUGCGCGAAGGCGAACUACAAUGAUGUUCCCUGGGAGCAGGCGUUGGAAAUGGCGAAAGGACAUAGCGAUCAUUCAGCUAGGAGCUUUAGAGACAAGCUUACUUAUGCGGCUUAUUUGGAUAUUCCAUCAUCGUGGGUGUUUUGCGAACAGGAUGUAUUACUUCCGCCUGCUUUUCAAAGGGAGACGAUUGAUUUGAUUGAGCAGCGGAGUGGGAAGAAGGUUCGCGUUUUUGGAAUUGAUGCUGGUCAUUGUGUUACUUCGACUCGGCCGAAGGAACUGGCGGCCUUGAUUCAGAAGAUCUUGAGCAAUUGA